ACUCGAGUGUCCGCCGGCGAACCCUAAAGACUCUGUCAGCCUCUCUCUCUUCAGAAACAUGUCUCUCUCUUCUCUCUCCUUCGACACCAAGCCAAGAUUCGCCGUCGGAGGCCCAUUUAACCGCCGUUAUCCACCGCUCCACCACCCCCGCACCUCCGUUUCAUACUCAGCCAAGCGUCCAUCUGUCUCAGCAUCACUUAGCGUCGCCGCUGAUUCAGCCUCGACCGAGUCCAUAGCACGGAUUGAGUCACUGAGUCAAGUCUCAGGCGUUCUAGGUUGCCAGUGGGGAGAUGAAGGCAAAGGCAAGCUCGUUGACAUUUUGGCUCAACACUUCGACAUCGUCGCUCGUUGUCAGGGUGGAGCUAAUGCUGGACACACUAUAUACAACUCAGAAGGGAAGAAGUUUGCUCUUCACUUAGUGCCUUCAGGUAUACUCAACGAGGACACUACUUGCGUGAUAGGCAACGGAGUCGUGGUCCACUUGCCAGGUCUCUUCAAGGAGAUCGAUGGUCUUGAGUCCAACGGCGUCUCCUGCAAAGGAAGGAUCCUGGUCUCCGACAGGGCACAUCUCUUGUUUGACUUCCACCAAGAGGUCGAUGGACUUAGAGAGUCUGAGCUCGCCAAGUCCUUCAUUGGUACCACCAAGAGAGGCAUUGGUCCUUGCUACUCUAGUAAAGUGAUAAGGAACGGUAUCAGAGUCGGUGACCUCAGGCACAUGGAUACUCUGCCUCAGAAGCUUGAGGUUUUGCUGGCGGAUGCGGCUGCGAGGUUUCCGGGGUUUAAGUUCACCCCGGAGAUGCUUAGGGAAGAGGUUGAGGCGUAUAAGAGGUAUGCUGAGAGGCUUGAGCCGUAUAUAACCGACACGGUUUGUUUCAUGAACGACGCGAUUUCGAAUAAGAAGAAGAAGGUUUUGGUUGAAGGUGGUCAGGCUACAAUGCUGGACAUUGACUUUGGUACUUAUCCUUUUGUUACUUCCUCUAGUCCGUCAGCUGGUGGGAUCUGCACGGGUCUUGGUAUCGCUCCAAGAGCUGUUGGUGAUCUAAUUGGAGUGGUGAAAGCGUACACUACGAGAGUUGGUUCAGGACCGUUUCCUACGGAGAAUUUGGGGACAGGUGGUGACCUUCUUAGGUUGGCUGGACAAGAGUUUGGGACUACGACUGGUCGUCCUCGUCGGUGCGGAUGGCUAGACCUUGUUGCGUUGAAGUUCUCUUGCCAGAUCAAUGGGUUUGCAUCGCUUAAUCUCACUAAGCUCGAUGUGCUUUCUGACCUGAACGAGAUUCAGCUUGGUGUGGCUUACAAGAAGAGUGAUGGCACACGUGUUGACUCUUUCCCUGGUGAUCUUCGUCUUCUUGAACAACUUCAAGUGGAGUAUGAAACGUUACCAGGAUGGAACUCUGACAUUUCCUCAAUCAGAAACUACGCUGAUCUUCCGAAGGCUGCACAGCAAUACGUUGAGAGGAUUGAAGAACUCGUUGGCGUGCCUAUUCAUUACAUUGGUAUUGGACCCGGUCGUGAUGCCCUUAUAUAUAAAUGAUUUCUAGGUUAGGCUUUUUUUGUCUGACUUCAAAAAAAAAAAGAUUACUAAACACUUUGGAAUGAUUAAUGUUAUCUGUUGGCAUUGUUUCUUAUAUUGGAAAUGAAGAUGAAUUUCUAUGUGGAGUUUAAUU
This is a messenger RNA of Raphanus sativus (radish), 1667 nucleotides long. RefSeq names its product adenylosuccinate synthetase, chloroplastic. Gene Ontology annotation, biological process: 'de novo' AMP biosynthetic process; IMP metabolic process. Gene Ontology annotation, cellular component: cytoplasm. The transcript is spliced from 4 exons. The coding region runs from base 59 to 1534 and encodes 491 amino acids. Gene Ontology annotation, molecular function: GTP binding; adenylosuccinate synthase activity. NCBI's taxonomy places the organism in Eukaryota, Viridiplantae, Streptophyta, Magnoliopsida, Brassicales, Brassicaceae. The record is from RefSeq and is a predicted model, not a curated record.